AAUGAAAAAAGUUCUACAGCCAAUGAAAGUGCCCGCGAUGUAUGCAGGUCGUGCCUCUUUCCUCCGUCUGCCCCUUUAAACACGCGGCAUGUCGCUGGGGGGCGUGGCCGACUCUCCACAGGUAGAGUAGAUCUCAGGUAUCUCACUCCAGCUCCUCAGUCUCGCCUGACGACACCCCUCUUUACAGGUUGCUCUCGUUUGUCCUUGAGAUUCUUUUUCCGGAGCUUUCUCAUUCCCCAGAAGACAUUAUCAAUGGUAUGUGGGGGGGGGGCCUGGCCUAGGGUCUGACUGAGCCUUCCGUGGGAUCAGAGACGCGCAUGUGGGUAAUUAUGAAGCUCCCUUUCGCUUGACACAUAAAUUUAUAGUUAUACGUAUGUUGUGCCGCCGGGGUGAAUUAAGGAGGUAGUGAAUUGCGAGAGAGACACGCACGCACGCACACACAUACAUGCGGGAAGAAAUGCCGGUGGUUAAAGUGGAGAAAGACCCAUCCCCGGAUGCCUCGGAGAUCUCUCUGUCGGCCAUCCACGCCUCCCCCGAGGAGCCCCAGCGAGGUCGUCGCCGGAAACGGCCGCUACAGCGGGGCAAGCCUCCCUACAGCUACAUUGCCCUCAUCUCGAUGGCGAUUGCCAAUGCCCCGGACCGCAGGCUCACGCUUGGAGGCAUCUACAAGUUCAUCACAGAGCGCUUCCCCUUCUACCGCGACAACUCCAAGAAAUGGCAGAACUCCAUCCGCCAUAACUUGACGCUCAACGACUGCUUCAUUAAGAUCCCACGGGAGCCCGGACGGCCCGGCAAGGGCAACUACUGGACUCUGGACCCUAACGCCGAGGACAUGUUCGAGAGCGGCAGUUUCCUGCGGCGGAGGAAACGCUUCAAGCGGUGCGACUUUACCACCUACUCGGCGUACGUACCUGAGCCCCCAGCUUUCGCCUCCGUGCAGAUCUCCAGAGCGGCUUACAGCGGCCCCGUCUAUUCGAACAUGACUGUGAGUCCGCCGUACAGCCAACAGGUGGCGCCCUCGUGCUACCCCUCCUCCCCGGCAGCUUUCGGCGCUGGCCAGUCUCGGAUGUUCAGCAUCAACACCAUCAUCGGGCACCACGGGGGCCUGGGUUCAGGAGCGGACCUCGUGCAGCAGCCCGGCCGAAGUUUUAGCCCCGACCUGGGCUCUGUGGGGAGCUCGUGCAGCCUGAGCAAUGUGGAUUUCCAGGCACAGGCCUGUGGUGGGGCCAUGCUAUCACGCUCAGCCAGUCACAUGGCAUUCCCAUACUCCGUCCCGAAUGGACACCUGUCCGUGCAGAGUGCGUAUCCGCAAGGCAGUAGCCAGAUCUACGGCACCACCAGUCGCCUGGGAAUUCCCAGUUCUCCCGGUGUCACCAGUGAUACGAUGGACCCCUAUGGGAGAAUGUCACCUGGCCAGCUGUCCUCUUUAGCUCCAUAUAACAACACAAGCACCAUACCUAGUGCCAGUAGUUACCUGAGACCCCCAACGUACACAGGUAACAUGGAGAGGUUCGUGUCUGCAGUGUGACGUCUGGGAAGAUAAUUGCUUGGCCUUGGGAAGCCAGUUUAGUGAAUUUGUUUUGUUUUUGUUUUUUUUUGGAGACGUGGCAUGUAUGUUACGUAAUGGUGAUGGAACAUUCUGGAGGGGGGACUCUUUAUUUUAUUCGCCAUGUAACCGCCGACGUGAAACGUGCUCCCAAGUUUCACAGAGUACAAAGGCGUGAGGCAAGCAAGAAGUUAGCAACUGGUUUUCAAAUACCAGUAGAUCUAAAAAAUUUGUCCUUUUAUACUCCAAACAUGGUGGAGCUCUGGAUUCCGAGAUCGUGCAAGUCCGUAAAAGGGGAGAAGGUUUUGGUAUCCUCUCAAGCGCUGUUGUUUGAUCACGCUGGGCUCGUCAGGCAGUUUCUGGAGGUGUUCUCUGGUGUUUGGUUGUAUGACAGUAUGCUUUUUGUACCGAAAUUAGGUCUGAGAUGUUUAUAUUAAACUUGUAUGAAAGUGAUUCAGCAGUUUUGGAUUUAGGUUUUCUGUACAUAUUUAUAUUUUACAAAGCUCUGUAAAUUAUUUCGACGCUUAUCUUAAAUGCAUUUUCAGGAACCUUUGUUUUGAAAGAUGUUCUGUCCUGUUAUUAUUGUGUAUGAUCAUGUAAUGAUUUUCAAAAAAGUGAAUUAGCUCCAGAAAUCCAGAAACCUUUUAAUAACCAUAAAAAGCUUUAUGCCUCACUUUGCAUGACUGUCCUCUGCACAUGAUGGUAGUUGUGCUUUUUUCAGUAUUAUUUAUCAGUUCCAGAAAUCCAGAAGUGUAUUCUGUAAGGAUAUAAUUGUGGUUAACAUUUUCUGCUCUGACAAAAGCAGAUUUAUUUUUUGAUACUAUGUAAUUGUGCUGUUAUCCAGACCAGCAUAGCACUGUGCUCAGUAUUAUAACUGUUCAAAAGGACACUCCCUUUAUUUCAAUAACAUUAGACUAAAACAAUUGGCUACAACUUUCGCAUAAGUUGCUGGAAAAUAAAUUUGAAUAACAUUUGGAAUUUAA
Molecule: messenger RNA, 2529 nt
Organism: Brienomyrus brachyistius
Lineage: Eukaryota; Metazoa; Chordata; Actinopteri; Osteoglossiformes; Mormyridae
Gene: foxe1
Product: forkhead box E1
Exons: 1
Coding region: 446-1528 (360 amino acids)
Biological process (GO): anatomical structure morphogenesis; cell differentiation; regulation of transcription by RNA polymerase II
Molecular function (GO): DNA-binding transcription factor activity, RNA polymerase II-specific; RNA polymerase II cis-regulatory region sequence-specific DNA binding
Source: RefSeq, a predicted model, not a curated record